Molecule: messenger RNA, 2755 nt
Organism: Gasterosteus aculeatus aculeatus (three-spined stickleback)
Lineage: Eukaryota; Metazoa; Chordata; Actinopteri; Perciformes; Gasterosteidae
Gene: eif4ba
Product: eukaryotic translation initiation factor 4Ba
Molecular function (GO): RNA binding
Source: RefSeq, a predicted model, not a curated record
AACAAGGGAGGGGACAAGCCCGUGAACGGCGAUGCGCGCUCCCGACAAUAAACCUCUGACGCCUUCAUCCGGGAACUACAACGAACUCGUUCUCCAACAUGGCGGCGUCAGCUAAGAAGAAGAAUAAGAAGGGGAAGACCCUCACUCUGACGGACUUCCUAGCAGAGGACAAGGGAUCCAGCAAUGCGCCCCCCAGCUACCCAGCCAAGUCCACUAGCUGGGCCGAUGAGACCGAUGACCUAGACGGAGAUGUUUCAACCUCGUGGCACACUGAGGAGGAUUCAUACCGGGCACCAGCCAUUGACCGGUCCAUCCUGCCUACGGCACCCCGCUCAGCUCGUGAACCCAAUGUUGACCGGUCCCGACUGCCCCGCAGCCCACCUUACACGGCCUUCCUGGGCAACCUGCCCUAUGAUGUCACUGAGGACUCUAUCAAAGACUUCUUCCGCGGCUUGGCAAUCAGUGCAGUGCGUCUGCCAAGAGAGCCCAGUAACCCAGAGAGGCUGAAGGGCUUUGGCUAUGCUGAAUUUGAUGAUGUGGACUCUCUCCUGAGGGCCCUGAGUCUCAAUGAGGAGAACCUGGGAAAUCGAAGAAUCCGUGUAGAUAUUGCAGACCAGUCAAAUGAUAAAGAGAGGGACAAUGGAUCUAUGGGAGGCCGAGACAGGGGUGGACGAAUGUCAGACAUGGGGCCCGACAAGACGGACACUGACUGGAGGGCUCGUCCCAGUUCAGAUGCCGACGAUGGACCUCCUAAGAGAGAGGAGGCCUUUGGAGAGAGAUCACGGGAUCGUUUUGAGUCGGACCGUUUCAGAGAUGGGCCAAGGCGGGACAAUGACCGCUAUGAUGGAGGAAGAGACCGCUUCCGAGAUCGCUACGACGACAGGGACCGCCGGGACUACGAUAGAGGCGGUUUUGACUCUCGUGGCGGUAGUAGUGCUGGUGGAGGUCGUCGUGCCUUUGGCACCGGCUACCGCCGCGAUGAUGACAGUCGAGGUAGCAGUGAUCGUUAUGGGGAGCGGGAGCGUUAUGGGGACCGUGAAGAGCGGUACGAGAAAAAGGAUGACAACCGUGAGGCCACUUCUGUGCAGAGACCCAGGUUGAACCUUAAACCCCGUAGCCUGCCCAAAGAGGAAGAAGGUAGUGGCGGCGGCGGAGGAGGAGGAGGAGGAGGAGGAGGAGGUGGUGGUGGUGGAGGUGGUGGUACUUUACCAGCUGCACCUCCAAGUUCCGGCAGCAGGACCUCCUCCAUCUUUGGUGCAGCCAAACCUGUUGACACAGCAGCCAAGGAGAGGGAAGUCGAGGAGAGGCUGAAGAAAGAGGAAGAGAGACUGCAGAGGCAGCUGGAUGAGGACAAAGGCCGGGGACCUGACAGAAAGAUGCGAGACAGGGACCCAAGCUGGCGCACUGAAGAAUCUCAUCCUCAGCGUUCUCGCACAGGAAGUGAGUCUUCCCAGCCAGGAAGUACUUCUGGAAGAGGCUCCCGGUGUCGAGAUAGUGAGCGCUCUGGAGAGAAUGAGGUUUUCAGUGGCAGAGAAGGUGAGCCCUCCUCCCCUGGGACCUCCCCGCAGCCUCCCAUUACCAUCUGCUCCAAGGAGCCGCUGAAGGUGAUGCCUGCCCCUCCUCCGAAGGAGAAUGUCUGGGCCAAGAGAAGUGCAGCCAGCACAGGCUCUAGCGAGGGGGAUGGACGACCUCCGGUCUCUCCGGUCUCCCCGAGUGGUUCAACUCCUCCUAAGCUCAGCUCCCCAAAUUCUGCAGAUGAAAGAGAAUCUGGAAAAGAUGAGAACAAGGCUAACGCUAUGCGUCGGGACCGAGGGCCCCCACAGGCUCGAGGUGGGCCUGCAGGGCGGGGUCGAGGAGAGGGGCCCAACAGAGACCGAAGAAAGGAGGCCGACAGAAAGGAUAACAGAAGAGACAGAGACUCCAGACCACCCCCCGAGCCAAAGAAAUUUGAAGAAACCCCGACCCCUAAGUUCAGCUCAGCCAGUAAGUACGCUGCUUUGCUAAUGGACGGAGACCAAGGAGACGACGCAGAGGACGUAGAAUAGAGAAAAUAACGAGACGGGGCCCCAAGGCGCAAGAAGAGGAGAAAGACGACCGCAGAAAAAUAAUCUCACAUAGCUUAUGAAAACUCCUCACAUGGAAGAGGCUCCUGGGAGGACCUCUCUCCCUACUUCCUUUCCUCCUACAAACCUGUCCUUUUUUCUUUCAAAACACCCACCUACCCCUCCUCCCCUGUCCCACCUUCAGGACUAUUCAGCUUCUUAAGAAUAGUCGCAUACCGGACUUGUUUUAAAUGGAAAAGGAGCAGCUGACACAUGGAAACGUGAUGGAUAACAUUGAAUUAAUUGUAAUAAAUAAAUGGAAAAAGUGGGGAAAAACUGAAUUUGUACAUUUGUGGAUUACAGACGUGAGGUUGGAUGAUAUGACAAAAGAUGUUGCGUACUAAGGGCAACCUGUUUUUCCGAUAUUUUUAUUCAUUUGUUGAUUGGCAUAAUUCCCAGGUCAAAUGCAUUCAUAUUCUUAAGACUUUUAUUCACAAGUAAAUUAUUAGAAUAACUUAAAUCAAUUUCUCAUGGAAAUUGUUUUAAGAAUCUCCUGUUUGCCCAUACUGAAUAAUACAUGUCGAGAUGGGUUUCUAGGAUCUAACAUUGUCAUGUGGGCAGCACCAUGUAGCAAAGGAUUGAUUGAACUUAAUAACUGCAAGAGAGGGCCAUGGAAUGGACUUAAAUAUUGAGGAAUAAAGUUGCUUUAAAUA